GGGAACCAAACACCCCUGCAGUCAGCUAGUCGCCAAACGGUCUGCUCCACUGUUCCGGCCACCGAGCAAGGCACCACCCCUUCCCUCUGUCUCCCAUGGUUCGCGGGCGCUCGGCCAUGCCUCCAACCCCAGCUCCGCGCGUCGCGGCGCGGCCACCGGACCUAUUAGUACGGAACACCCAUGUCCGCCGCUUGCUUUCCUCUCUCUGCCCCCUGUCGCCCCCCCUACCGACGAGACGAUCGACGCGGACUACUUCCCCUCUCAUCGCCAUGGCCCGUGGGACCUGUUCUUGCCUACCCCGGCAUUUGCUGCUCCUAGUUCGGCUCCUGAAGCUUUGACGACUCCCGGAUAUCUGAACAGGAUAUUUUUCAUACAUUCCAAUAACCCCUUAAUUACCCGGAGGUGUCAUAUGUAUCAAGACAACACAAAUGUCUCUAGAAGUUGAGAACCCACCAGGAAUAGAGACGACCAAACAGCUCAAGCGACAGGACUCGCUUUAUGGUGAUGCAGAAAAGGUCUCUAGCUUCAAGCAUCAUGGCUCUGAGGGAGGCUGGUCGCGGUUGCUGCAUCUUGCAUUUCAGAGCAUUGGUAUCAUCUAUGGGGACGUUGGGACAUCACCACUCUAUGCGAUAUCCAGCACCUUCCCUGAUGGCAUCAAGAACCACGAUGACCUCCUUGGCGUCCUCUCCCUCAUCCUCUACACCCUCAUCCUGAUACCAAUGGUCAAGUACGUCUUCAUUGUGCUUUAUGCAGAUGACAAUGGAGAUGGUGGCACGUUUGCUCUCUACUCACUUAUAUCACGGCAUGCCAAGGUAAGGCUGAUACCAAACCAGCAGGCUGAGGAUGCUAUGGUGUCAAAUUAUGGCAUUGAAGCACCCAAUUCGCAACUGAGGAGGGCGCAGUGGCUGAAGCAGAAGCUCGAGUCUAGCAAGGCAGCAAAGAUUGGCCUCUUUACCAUUACAAUCCUUGGCACAUCAAUGGUGAUGGGGGAUGGAACCUUGACACCAGCAAUUUCUGUGCUCUCUGCAGUGAGUGGGAUUAGAGAGAAGGUGCCAAGCUUAACUGAAACGCAGGUAGUCUGGAUUUCAGUGCCAAUUUUGUUUGCGCUCUUCUCAGUCCAGCGCUAUGGUACAGACAAGGUUGGGUAUUCCUUUGCUCCGAUCAUCACAGUGUGGUUUUUUCUUAUUGCUGCCAUUGGAAUGUAUAACCUCGUUGUGCAUGAGAUCGGUGUUCUUCGAGCCUUCAAUCCAAUGUACAUAGUAGAUUACUUCAGAAGAAACGGGAAGGAAGGAUGGGUUUCACUGGGUGGUGUUAUCUUGUGUGUCACAGGCACAGAAGGAAUGUAUGCAGACCUAAGCCAUUUCAGUAUCAAGGCCAUUCAGAUCAGCUUUAGCACUGUCUUAUUGCCCUCGGUGGCACUGUGUUACAUCGGGCAGACAGCUUAUCUGAGAAAAUUCCCAGAAAGUGUCGCAGACACUUUCUUUAGAUCAAUCCCAGAGAUAAUGUUCUGGCCAACCUUCAUUAUUGCCAUUCUUUCGGCUAUCAUUGCAAGCCAAGCUAUGCUGUCAGGCGCAUUCGCCAUCCUCUCCAAGGCUUUAUCCCUUGGCUGUUUCCCCAGUGUUCAAGUGGUUCAUACCUCAAAGAGCUAUGCGGGCCAGGUUUACAUUCCUGAAGUGAACUUUUUGAUGGGAUUAGCAAGCAUCAUAGUCACGAUAACCUUCAGAACCACCACCGAAAUUGGCAAUGCUUAUGGGAUCUGUGUUGUGACUGUGUUCUCAAUCACCACCCACUUGACGACUAUUGUGAUGUUACUCGUAUGGAGGAAAAGGUUUAUCUUCAUCUUGCUUUUCUAUGUGGUGUUCAGCUCCAUAGAGCUGAUUUACCUCUCAUCCAUACUGACGAAGUUCAUCCAAGGUGGGUACCUGCCAUUCUGCUUCUCACUUGUCCUCAUGGCCUUAAUGAUAACAUGGCACUACGUCCACGUCAUGAAGUACUGGUAUGAGCUGGACCAUAUCGUGCCAGCUGAUGAAGUGACAGCACUGCUUGAGAAGCAUGAAGUGCGGCGGAUCCCCGGGGUGGGCCUCCUUUACUCAGACCUGGUUCAAGGCAUUCCCCCUGUAUUUCCACGUCUAGUGCAGAGGAUACCCUCUGUGCACUCGGUCUUCCUGUUCAUGUCGAUCAAGCACCUGCCUAUCCCACAUGUGGCUCCUGUGGAGCGGUUCCUCUUUCGGCAAGUCGGCCCAAGGGAGCACCGCAUGUUCCGGUGUGUGGCGAGGUAUGGGUACAGUGACAUGCUAGAAGAGUCGGUGUUGUUCAAAGGGUUCCUCACGGAGAGGCUAAAAAUGUUCAUCCAGGAAGAGGCUGUGUUUGCGACGAACUCUACAGCCGGGGAUACCCAGACAAGUCCCAAUGAGGAUGGGAACAUCAGCUCUGAUUUGGAUCUUUGGGUCAAAAAGGAAAAGCAAAUGAUUGACACGGAGAUGGAGCGAGGGGUGGUCUACCUUAUGGGCGAAGCCAAUGUCAUAGCAGGACCAAAUUCAUCUGCCGCAAAAAAGAUAGUCGUAGACCAUGUCUAUACAUUCUUGAGAAAGAACUUGACGGAAGGGGAGAAAGUGCUCUCCAUUCCAAAAGACCAACUACUCAAAGUAGGGAUAACAUACGAGAUAUAGGGAUUAUAUAUGUUGGGUAGGUGAGCCUAAAUAAACCAUUCUUGUUCAUAUGCUGACCUGAAUAAGAUAGUGGAGUGCAAUUACUAAUUAGCGGCUAUCCAAGCAAUAGAGAACUUUACAGGAAGGUUUUCUUUUAGUUUUGUAGGCACGAUGUUGUCAAUGUUAAAGCAUAUCACGACUAGGAUUGAGUUAGUUGAGAUUAUGAUCCUGUGUAGCCUCAAGUCAUGUAAACUUUAUAUAUAUUGAGAGGCCCAACACGUAAAUCAUUCAAUUCCAUUCCUUCCACAUGGUA
Messenger RNA from Sorghum bicolor (sorghum), 2961 nucleotides. RefSeq names its product potassium transporter 19. The record is from RefSeq and is a predicted model, not a curated record. Gene Ontology annotation, cellular component: membrane. NCBI's taxonomy places the organism in Eukaryota, Viridiplantae, Streptophyta, Magnoliopsida, Poales, Poaceae. Gene Ontology annotation, biological process: potassium ion transmembrane transport. The transcript has 10 exons. The coding region runs from base 429 to 2669 and encodes 746 amino acids. Gene Ontology annotation, molecular function: potassium ion transmembrane transporter activity.